Pundamilia nyererei is the source of this 3542-nucleotide messenger RNA. RefSeq names its product zinc finger protein 653 (gene znf653). The transcript is spliced from 10 exons. NCBI's taxonomy places the organism in Eukaryota, Metazoa, Chordata, Actinopteri, Cichliformes, Cichlidae. Gene Ontology annotation, cellular component: nucleus. The coding region runs from base 691 to 2646 and encodes 651 amino acids. Gene Ontology annotation, biological process: regulation of transcription by RNA polymerase II. Gene Ontology annotation, molecular function: transcription coregulator activity. The record is from RefSeq and is a predicted model, not a curated record.
AAUGUUGUUUAUCACGAGUAGUGAAAAAAACAAGCUUUUGCGAAUUUGGGCACAGUUUAAACAUAAAACGACCCCUACCUUUAGACUUUCUGGGCUCAGGUUGGGAACACAUCUCUGCAGAGACGGUGGAAGGCUCUGGAUCUGAGUCUGGGUGAAGAACAUCACUUUUAUGCCCAUCUCCGCGGCAGCUAUGACGGAAGCCAAAAGCAGCACGGAGCGGCUGAGGCUGUGGUCUCCGACCACCAGGGUGCUGCAGGUCGUUGGUGACGGUGUAAUAACUUUGACGUCCUUCUUUAAAUCAGAUUGUGACAUAAACGUCCGAAAAACGAGCGACAAAAUAUCAGCCAUGUGUCACAAUCCCACAAUCAACGCUUUACUAACCAAAAAUGAUGCUCUGGCUCAAGCUUCCCGCGUUUGUUUACAUGGUGCACGAUGGUGUUCGUGCUACUGUAGUCCGGAUGCAACGCAUUGUGUCCAUUGUAACGUUCCGCUCGGUCCACACGGUUUAUAUUUCUAUUAGCAUUUCACCGAUGUCUUCGCCUAGCUUAAAAGGAAAAACUAGAUAUUGCCAACGCAAAGUUUAUGAAUCUAUAGCGCGAGGAAGACGAGCUCAAAAUGCAUUGAUAUCAGUGUUUCCUGCGAGUCCUUACACAACUUCCGGCAUGUCGGAUAAUCAAAGCAUCAGCUGUUAUGGCCAAGAUGGCGCAUCAGCUGGCAGAAGUGGAGGCUCCCCUGGACACAAACCAAGCCGGCGAGCAAGGAAAGGGUGUUUUGAGGCGCUGUAGGGGGCGACCCAGGCUCACAGACUCCGACCGAGCGCAGAGGCGGCUGGAAUCCAGAAAGAAGUACGAUGUCAGGAGGGUGUACCUCGGAGAGUCGCACAAGCUGUGGAGUGAUCUCCGCAGGCGGACCGGUCUGAGCGACGCCGGGCUGGCAGAAUAUCUCAUCCUACUCAACUCCACCUAUGGAGAAAAAUACCAGCAGAAAUACUGCGGGAAGAAGAUUGCCCCAGAAGUCUCGGCAAAACAGAAAAGAGGCAGGAAGCAACGUGUGUCCAGCCUCCAGAGCCUGGUGUGUUGGUACCAGCAGCACUCGCACUCUUGCCCACACGAGCCCCAGCUUAGAGCUCUAGAGACCCAGUCCAACUUCUCCACCACUGCAGUCUGGCAAUGUGAAGGCAACCACUCGUUUGUGCAAUACCUUUUCUCACCUCUGGGGGAGGCAAGUGACUCUGAGCAUGAGGAGGGAGUGAACAGGGACAGCGAUGGAGAGUGUGCAGUCAAAACAGACGUGUCUGUAGCAAAAAACAUAGUAAGCCGGAAGAGAAGGAAGGAGGCUCACAGACAGUUGAAAGACGUGGGAGAAAAUGUGGAUGUUUCUGAGGAACAUCAGGAAGCUGUAAGCCAGGUAGAAGAGGUUGUAGUUCCAACCCCUGAAGCCAGCGUACUGGCCUCUUCCAAGGAUGCUCCGCUGACAGGGCAGCCUAUCUGGGAAGUGGAGAUGGUGCGACAGCAAGGCUCCCUCACAGCGGCUUUUCACUCCGUCCCCACAGAGGAAGAGGAGACUGAAGAUCUGAGGCAAGGUAAGGAUGGAGGGGAAGAAGAACGCCUCACAGAAGAGGAAGUCAGGACUGUUAGGCACGAUUACGAGUGCGUUAUGACGGCAUCCUUAGCUGAUGAACUUGACAAGUCUGAUGAGGACUUGGUGCUGUCGCAGAGCCUGAGUGGCUCAGUGCGCCUGAGUGCUCAGACAGAACUGUCAGUCCCACCGACCAUGCAGGUCCAAGAGCAGAGCGAACUGUUUGAGCCUCAGACUCUGCAAACGGUGGUGACCGGCUGUGAGAUUCCUGACCAGAGGACGGCUUUGGAGGGCUCACAGUUAAUUAUCAUCACUGGCCCCAGCUACGAAGCCCUGGCAUCCGAGGGAAUCCAACUCAACAUGGGAGGCGGAAAUGUGGAGGAAGUCACCUGCACCGUCAUUGGGGGCGUCACCUACAACCAGGUGUGCACGGCUGACUCGAAAAUCAGAACAGCAGAGGAUGAGGACUCCAUGACAGGUAUGACUGACAAACAACUGCUGCAGCCCAGUGUUGACACUUUGGAGCUGGGCAGUGACAGACAGCUGCAGAGGAGUCUGAGCAGGUCAAAGAGAAGCAGACGAGGCCCGGUGAUCGAGGCUGAUGGGAUGCUCAAGAUGUUCCACUGUCCGUACGAGGGUUGCAGUCAAGUCUAUGUAGCAAUUAGCAGCUUUCAGAAUCACGUGAACCUAGUUCACAGGAAAGGAAGGACAAAGGUUUGCCCCCACCCUGGCUGUGGAAAGAAAUUCUACCUGUCGAACCAUCUGCAUCGCCACAUGAUCAUCCAUUCUGGCGUUAGAGAUUUUAUCUGUGAGACUUGUGGAAAGUCAUUUAAACGCAAAAAUCACCUGGAGGUUCACAGGCGGACGCACACAGGAGAAACACCACUCCAAUGUGAAAUCUGUGGCUACCAGUGUCGCCAGCGCGCAUCCCUGAACUGGCACAUGAAGAAACACACUCCAGAGGCCCACUACAACUUCACCUGUGAGUUCUGUGACAAGAGGUUCGAGAAGCUGGACAGUGUCAAAUUCCACAAGUUAAAGAGUCACCCAGACAAGCAGGCAACCUGAGGUGCAUAAGCAUUACUGGCUGGACACCUCCGAGACCAAAGGAAGUCUUCCAGUGAAGAGAGAGACUUUGCCGCGUCUGUAUUGCCUUGCACGUCCAGGGCGAUGAACAUCAGCCGUGUUCUUACAGGCUGAGGAUGAAGGCAGGAGUGAUUCGGACUAACAGCUGUGCAGGACGCAUGCUGUGUCAGAGGCUAAUUUCCUCAUUUGGUAAAGAGUGAUUCCUAAAUAUUUCAAGCAACUGUUCACAUACCAGACUUGGCAAAAUCUGUCAGAAUUAAUUUGAUAUGUUUUCUGUUUUUGUUUUGUUUUUCAGGACAAUUUCCGAUAUUAAAAAAGAAGAAGUGAUUAAACAUAGCUGUAAACAUUAGCAAGGCUCGUUAACUAGCUUGCUAGUAACUGUUGCUUUCUGAGCUGGUUGUGCUUUGUUACAUGUUCAUUUUUAUUUGGGGUUACAGAUUAAGUAAAAGAACUGGUCACAUUCAUGACCAGCCCACACACCGUGUAGUAUUUCCCCACUCUGUGGGAACCAAUUCAGAAUGCUUCUAGAUCUGAGAUUUGGCUAAUUAUUUUCAGCAACCAUAUUUGUUUCCUCUGGCGUGAGCAGACAGUCGUGUAAUAGUAAAUGUUUUUGUAGGCUCUGGAAAGUGUCCUGCAGUUACAUAAAGGGCAUAUUGAAAACAUACAAAAAAAAAAAAUGUAUUUUUUCAUGUGUAACCAUGAAGAUCUCUGUUUCCUUAAACAAUUCAGUUCAGUUUCAUUUAUACAAUGCUAAAUCCCAAAAGCUGUCACCUUAAGGUGCUUUAAAUAGUAAAGUCAAUAUAAAGUCCAGCAAUCCGACGACCCCAUAUAAGCAAGCACUUUGCAAAAGUGGGAGGGAAAAACUCCGUUUUAACAGG